Messenger RNA from Corapipo altera (White-ruffed manakin), 1511 nucleotides. RefSeq names its product zinc finger CCHC-type containing 17 (gene ZCCHC17). Lineage: Eukaryota; Metazoa; Chordata; Aves; Passeriformes; Pipridae. Gene Ontology annotation, biological process: RNA stabilization. Bases 215 to 919 code for a protein of 234 amino acids. The record is from RefSeq and is a predicted model, not a curated record. The transcript is spliced from 8 exons. Gene Ontology annotation, molecular function: RNA binding; zinc ion binding.
GGUCUCUCAGGGUGAGGAGCAUGUCGGCGGUGGCGGGUGGGGGCGGCUGAGGGGGAUGGCGAAGGUUCGAUGUUGGCGCCGCGGGCGCUGAGGGGCCACGGCUGCCCCACGACCCUCGAGCAGCGCCGUGUUGUCUCACCGCGCCAGCGGUCCCGAGAGAAGAUGCGAUAGCCUGCGGUGAACCCAUCUGGCGCUUCUGGGACCUUCGGAGGCGAUGGAGCCGCUACCCGAGCUCUACGCGAUCUUCCAGGGCGAGGUUGCUGCAGUGACAGAUUAUGGGGCAUUUAUCAAAAUUCCAGGCUGCAGGAAACAAGGCCUUGUGCACAGGACUCACAUGUCCUCCUGCCGUGUGGAUAAACCCUCAGAGAUUGUGGAUGUUGGGGACAAAGUCUGGGUGAAGCUGAUUGGGAAAGAGAUGAAGGAUGACAAACUGAAGCUCUCCCUCUCCAUGAAGGUUGUUAACCAAGGCACGGGAAAAGACCUCGAUCCCAACAACGUUGCCCUUGAUCAGGAUGAGAGGAAGAAACGCUCCUUCAGGGACUACACGAGUCAGAAGAUCACCCUGGAGGCUGUUCUGAACACUGUGUGCAAGAAGUGUGGCUGCAAAGGUCAUUUUGCCAAGGAGUGUUUCAUGCAGCCUGGAGGGACCAAGUACAGCCUCAUCCCAGAAGAGGAGGAGGAGGAGGAGGCAGCAGCAGGACACGGAGGAGACAGUAAGACCAGCCUGGCUGAGGAGACUUCAAAAAAGAGGAAAAAGGAGAAGAAGAAGAAAAAGAAGCACAAGGCGAAGGAGUCCUCAGAGUCAGACUCGAGCAGCUCGGACUCGGACAGCUCGGGGGCUCAGCCCUCCAGCAAGAGGAGCAAGCAUUCCAAGGCUCCCAAGAAGAAGAAGAAGAAGAAGAAGAAGCACAGGAAGUAGCCCUGGGAAUGAGCAGGGGCAGGGUGGGGAGCUGGCAUUGCCAGUCCCUGGUGCACACCACGAGCAGCCAGCAGGAACCAGGGACAGAGUUUCCUUCUCAAAGUCACCCAGGCACGUGGUGUUACCGGUGUGUUACAGGUGUGACCUUGCUACAGGUUGUCCUCUGUCACCUUGGCACAGGCUGCCCCUUUCUCCCACAGCUCGUGCCAGGACAGGCUCAUGACACCCUGCAGGGCACCUCUCCCAGGCACCUCGCCAGGGCACCUCUCCUGUCCUGCAGCCUCGUGGAUGCGCUGCCAGCGGGAGCCUGGGUGACAUCAGCUCCUGCAGAGCUGAGGUGGCACUGCCAGGCUGUCCCCACACUGCUCAGGGACAGCAGUGGGUGUUGCUGGGCCCUGGGUGGGACCACGUCCCCCCCUCCUUGGCUUUGGGCUGCAAAGCUGCCCCAGCUCCCUCUUGGUCUGCAAACACUGGGAGUGGAGGAGCGAGAAGCACGUGGGGAGUGGAGAUAUUGUCAGUAAACACUCUGCAGUGUUUGCUGCCUUGGAAAGUGAUGGAAAAGAAAUCUCUGCCAUUUCCAUUUCCAACUGUA